Molecule: messenger RNA, 947 nt
Organism: Raphanus sativus (radish)
Lineage: Eukaryota; Viridiplantae; Streptophyta; Magnoliopsida; Brassicales; Brassicaceae
Exons: 7
Coding region: 41-745 (234 amino acids)
Source: RefSeq, a predicted model, not a curated record
AACCGGUUCAAGGGAAGAGGAGUCGACUUUUUCUAGAACCAUGGCGAGUUUCGAGGGAUUUGAACCCGUAUUCGGAGAAGUCGUACCCGAGCGCACGGAUACGGGUUCGGGUCUACUACGGCGGUGUCUCUUCCACGUCUACGCUUCCGAUUCGUUUCACCUCACCGUCCAUGCGACGGACUUUAUCUCCGGCGCCUGGGAGACGAUCCUCUCCGUCUCUCAGCUAGACGAUAUGAGGGAUACUGUGGGCGUUGGUGGCUCGUGGUCCGAGUUCCUCGAUUACACUGUUGCUUCCUUGAAAUCCGAAAACGUGAAGCUUCUCCUCGGUGAUCAUUCACUUUCAAAUGGUGUAGAGAGGGCGAGAUUAGUUUGUCAGAAGACGAAAGGAAUGCCUCGCGUAGUAGUUCCUCUAACAAAGAUGGCUGACUCAGCUGCUACUAGUGAGGCCAUGGCAACUCUGUCUCUCGAGUUGUUCAGAGCUUUCAAGAGAAAGCAACACUUUCAAGGGGAAACUGCGAGUACUUUAUCUGAGACAAUUGAUGAAAAGGAUAAGAGGGAUGAUGCUACUCAUAACCAACUGGAACGACACUCCUCUGGAAAACUAGAUGUUAUGAUGGCUCCAUCACUAGAUAACCGGAAAGACUCUCCCGCCAAGCAAUCUAAACCUUCUAAACGAGUACCUGCUCACCGCAGAACACGAAAACGAGGUGCUCUUCUGCAGGACUCAGAUGAAGAGGAUGGCUAAACGGAACUGAAAAUAUCAGUAACAAUCUGGAUCUCCCGAGGAGUUAUGCUUAAUGCUCAUAAUAGUUUCCCAGAUUUUCUCUCCUCAUUGGGUGAUGAAUGGACAUGUGAACAUUCCAUGUAACAUUCCUAGUGAACACAUUUUAGAAUCCUUUUCUGGAGGCUAACGAAGAAAUCAAAUGGAAUCUUGCUUAGUGUCAUUA